Cyclospora cayetanensis is the source of this 2565-nucleotide messenger RNA. RefSeq lists its product as uncharacterized. The coding region runs from base 1 to 2565 and encodes 854 amino acids. The record is from RefSeq and is a predicted model, not a curated record. Gene Ontology annotation, cellular component: RQC complex. The transcript has 9 exons. Lineage: Eukaryota; Apicomplexa; Conoidasida; Eucoccidiorida; Eimeriidae.
AUGACAAAGAGAAAAAAUACUGAGCAACGAUCCCAAGCACAUAUGCGUGGGACUUUUCUUUUCAUGCGCAUGCAAAAAGCACCCGUCGGCAGCGCCCAUGAGGAAAAACAAAGCGAUAGCAAAGAUCCGCAUGAAGAACCAGGAACGAGAAGCCAAGGUCCAGCCGCAGAAGCAAAAGAAGCCGCAGAAAUCGCCACUGAAAGCCGUCGUGAGGAAAAUCUCUCGAGGUGCGCAGCUGUUCAACAUGGAUGCGAACAACAGUGCAAUGGCAGAAGACUGAGAAAACGAAGAAAGCGGAGGCCAGUGGGGGCUUUCUUAAGUGCAGCGCCAGCAGACCAUGAUUCUCCUCCUGAGGCUCCUACCGAAUUGGAAUCACCAUCUUUGGCGGCGUCAGCGGAGGCUCCAGGGCAGUCUGAGCCAUCGCAGGGUGCCAUGGCAGUGACGAGUUGUCUGUCGAUGGAGCGUUCGGCGUUCGACCCAGAAACGGACUUGAUAAGACUCUUCGGGAGGGAAGUGGUGCGAACCUCUAGGACCGCCUUCAGGGGCUGCGCUCGGGCUCGCCGCUAUUGGCUGUUGUCUCCUCCUGGACCGCAAGGGACUGUGCUAAAUCCUUGGGUGCGCAUGGUUGGUACAACUGAUCAGUCGACUGGCAACUGGGAAUUCUCUCUGCAGUUUUCGGAGGAUUACAUUCGCGUGCAGCCCGCUUUCUUUGCAGCUGUGCACAGCCACGAUCCGCUGGCGCUGCGUCAGUUUUGCAGAGACCAACCGCUGCAUCCUGAUGGCUUGCUCGCGCUCGCUCAGUCUCUGGGGGUGGCAGGAAACCAUGAAAUGGCUCACGAGGUCGUUCGACAAGCGGUUCUGAGCUUGCAGGCUGCAUUUCACUAUGCUUUCUCUCCCUUUUUGCGAAAUGCGGACGGGACGCCUCAAGUGUCCGUCGAUUCUCUUAACCCGUUGAAUCGACAAUUAUUCGUGUGCCUACUGCUGUAUAUGCUUGGCCUCGGAGAUCAGGGAGGUCAUGGGAGUGCCCUAGAGAUCUGCAAAUUGCUGCUGUCGAUGGAUCUGUCCUAUGACCCUUGUCACGCCCUCCUGCAUCUCGAUCAUUUUGCUAUCCGCUCACGGAAGUAUGCCUUCCUCCAGCGAUUCUCGCAGGAAUUUGUCAAGCAGCACCUCACCUACGUCGUCUCGCUCACAGCGCGUGCAGCCACAGCUGUGCAAGCAGAUGGGAGUUGCAUGGCAAACACAAUGCAAGAGGAAAUUCAAGAACAAGGCACCCAAUGGGAGGUCUCGGAUUUGAGAUGCGCCCUCCCAAACUUUGCCUUUUCAGCUGCGCUUGCCAGCUUUAUGCACACGGAAAAACAUACUGCUGGGUCAUUAUACAGAAAGCCCUUCCCGGAUAUAUGGAAACCGUUAUUUGCAUCAUUGAUGUCGCGCUGUUUAAUCCUGACUGUUCUAGCAAAGGGAGGGGCCGGCAGUUCAUGGAGACCCUUUACUGCACUUGAACGUGCGCGUGAGGCGGCGUUCUGCUGCUUGUAUACGUGUGUGUCCAUGGCUAUGUAUGCCUACUUGCUCUUUACAGCCGAGAUUCAUGCGAUUAAGCACAUCGGCGUGAGGGAUAUUUGCGGCAUUUUGCGUGAUGAGAGAGAAUGCAUCGCAGAGCGGUCGGGGGCGGCGUCUGUGGUGGCGCACUGCCUGCUGAUGCAUGCGAUCCUUUUAUUCCCAGCAUUUGUCCGGCGCCUGCUACAGAAGCUGCAAAUCAAAGGCGAACAAACAAUCAACGACUCAAUCUACCCACAGGUUCCCUGGGAUGCGCUGAUCUUUUCGGCGCCUUUGUGGUCUAGUGAUUUUCCAUGCCACAAAACAGAGGACGCCGCGCAUGACUUGUUGAUACAAUGCUUCAUCGAGAGGAACCACGAACUCUGGCGUGGGGCGCCUGUCCUCCGCUGGCUGCAUUCUUGUGCUGCCCACUUGGCGUCCCUCUGCCGCAACGCCCCUAGCGCACACGCUUGGGGUUUUACAGAGCCAGCUGCAGCUUGUUUCCGGCAGCUGCUUUUGUUUCGUUAUCCAAUGGUACAGCAGACAGACGCAGACACACAGACAGAUUCUCCCUUCACACCUUUACACCAAUGGGGUGUCUGUUCUUCAGAUUAUGGUGCCCUUCGUGAGCACAAAGCCUUGUGGUCUAAGAGCGUCAUCCUAAUGGACUUGCGCCGCUACACGGAAGCGCGCAUUUCGGAGUUCACUAGACACCCAACGCUUCCAACGGCCUUGAUGGAUAUGGAGGGGCUGCGGAGGCAGACAGGGCGGCGGGAAGGAAGGCUGAGGCAGCACUUGUCCCUCCGUAGUACACCACUUCUCUUGUUUUUUCAGACGAUGCUGCCUUGGAACGAAUUGGAUCAUACAGGACUUCACGCCGAGCCAAUGUACCUUAGCAACGUAUUCUCCGGCCUGUGGAGUUUCUUCUCUUCUGUAUUUGCUGCUGGAGUAUCCGUACUGCGGCGUUUAGGCGCGCGUACAAUCGUGCGGGGUACUCCUACAGCAAUAACAGCGAGAGAUGUCACAUCCUAG